GAGAAUGUUUACACUGGAUGUAUGUAUACCUGAUUUGAUAAUCCCAAACUACACCCCAACCACCCACUUCUGAAUAGGGGGAAAAAAAAAUCAGAAGCCUGCAAUUGUGUAACAUGCAAAUCUCUUCUGGACUGGAGCCCAUCGCUGUGGUUUGGCAACACAACCAGCACAACAUCUCUUUUCUCAUCUCUUGGGAAAAACAAAAAACAAAAAACAAAAAACCAACAGAGGAAAAAAAAUACCUUGAGAAUAAAGGUAAUGAUUAAUCUAUCAGGCACAAAAAGGAUCGUUUUGGGUAUUUCAGACUCUAACUCACGAAGUCAGAUAAACAACAGUGAACAGGGGAUGACAAUUUCACCAGAAGAGGAUUAAGUCACGGGCUGUAAUUGGGACAGCGUUUGUACAGUCAGAGAAUCUCACUAGACAUCUCCAGGAAUCUGAGCAGUUGUCAAAACUUCCAUUUUCACGUGCAAGUGAAGUAGGAGCCAGAAGAAGCAGGUACUGGUGGAGAGACUGGUCCUUGGAGAAGCCCCACAAUGCAGCCUGGUAAGGGGCGAAAGAGGAAAAGCUUCAAGCAGAAGCUGGCCUUGAAGAGCAGCUUAGCUAAAGAAACAAUCUCUGAGUUCUUGGGCACCUAUAUAAUGAUCGUCCUUGGAUGUGGCUCUGUCGCCCAAGCUGUCCUCAGUCGAGGACUCUUUGGAGGAAUUAUCACUAUCAAUGUUGGAUUUGCCAUGGCAGUUGUAAUGGCCAUUUAUGUGACUGGGGGUGUCUCUGGUGGCCACAUCAACCCAGCUGUGUCUUUUGCAAUGUGUCUCUUUGGACGAAUGAAAUGGUUCAAAUUUCCUUUUUACGUGGGAGCCCAGUUCUUGGGAGCCUUUGCAGGAGCUGCAACCCUCUUUGGCAUUUACCAUGACGGACUUAUGGCCUUUGCUGGUGGAAAAUUGCUCAUUGUGGGAGAAAAUGCAACAGCACACAUUUUUGCAACAUACCCAGCUCCAUAUCUGUCUCUGACGAAUGCGUUUGCAGACCAAGUAGUGGCCACCAUGUUCCUCCUCAUGAUUGUCUUUGCCAUUUUUGACUCCAGAAACUUGGGAGUCCCCAAAGGCCUAGAGCCCGUUGUCAUUGGCCUCCUGAUUAUUGUCAUUUCUUCUUCCUUGGGACUGAACAGUGGCUGUGCCAUGAACCCAGCUCGAGACCUGAGUCCCAGACUUUUCACUGCUUUGGCAGGUUGGGGGUUUGAGGUCUUCACAGCUGGAAAUAACUUCUGGUGGAUUCCCGUAGUGGGUCCUUUGGUUGGCGCUGUCAUUGGAGGCCUCAUCUAUGUUCUUGUGAUUGAAAUCCACCACCGAGAUCCUGACCCAGACUUCGAGACAGACCAAGCUGAGGACAAACCAGAAAAAUAUGAACUUAGUGUGAUAAUGUAGUAGUGUGCUCAGUUCAGGUCUACAAUUGGCUGCACUAGUAUUCUCUUCAGAAAAGAUGGCAUCCAGGGGCCUGUGUUUUCAUAAAACUAGGGUGGAAUCCACCCAAUUUCCUCUGCUAGCCAUGUGAGGCUCCUAAUUGUAAAAGCAUUCAAGGGAAAGUUUGUAAAUGCUGACCUCUUCUUCACCGGUUUCCCCUAGAAUAGCACUGACUGUCCCCUGAAAUAGCCUUAUCUCCUGCUCUGCUUGUUUCAUCCUUUGAUGAGAAUCCUUAUUACUAGGCGAGCACUGAUAACUUAGAACCUUGACCAUGGACUUAUUUGGAUGAUCUCAGCUGCACGACCUAUAUGAAAAAGCAUUACGAAAGCCUUGUUUCUUCCACAAAGGUUAUGUUUUGAGUAUCAACCAAAACUAAAUUGAAAGACAAAAACUGUGAUUUCAAUUAAUAUGUCCAUGAAUUAGGGAGCUAAUAGGUUAACUCUGUAGUUAUGUUGUGCCACUAUAUUGGUAUAAAUACAGAUAUUCUUCAAACCUAGAGAUACAAGAAUCAGUAGAAUAUGCUGGAAAGCACAGGGGAAGGACACUGUGGCAUUCAGAAACCUCAGGAGACAAGAUAAAUUUGGGAAACCAAAUGGCAUUUUUUAAUGGAAACCAUUUAUCAGAUUAAUCUCUUGCUCUUUACAUUUUAGAGGGCACCAAUUAAUUUUCUUGUCUUUAGUAUAUAAUAACCUAAAAUACAACUGUAACCUCAGUCAGGAAAAUUACAUCACCCUGUAUUUUUAACUCAAAUGUACUUUCCUAAUUGUCCACUUGAGGACAGGCAUUUGACAAGUUAAGUCAGUGUCUGCACUCAUCCAUUAUUCCACACAGGCCCUAGAAGCCAAAACUGGAAGCCAUGGGAUCCUGGUCUAGUGGAAUCUUCAGGAUGGAAGGUCCCAGGAAAGAUAGUAUUACCUUAUUGGGCUUUACAAUUCACAAAAACACUUUCACCUUUAUUAUCUAAUUUAAUCCUCAUAAUGACUGUCCGAGGUAAAUGCCAUGCUGCCCCAAUUUUUCAGAUAAGGAAACAAAGUCUUGGGGAAGUUAAGUGAGUUGCCUAAGGUCACAUGGAAGGUUGAACCUCGUCUACUGCAUCGUACACCUUUCAGAAGAUCAGUAACUGGCCAAGAAUCUCGGCCAGCCCUCCUUGGCCGGCCAGAAGACAUGGGAUUGGCAGCUGCCAAAAUGUGUACACCUUCUGGAUAUAAUGUUCCUGGGAUCCUAAAAUAUAAAGACCUUCAUCGUG
Callorhinus ursinus (northern fur seal) is the source of this 2706-nucleotide messenger RNA. It is a transcript of the gene AQP9, whose product is annotated as aquaporin 9. The record is from RefSeq and is a predicted model, not a curated record. Lineage: Eukaryota; Metazoa; Chordata; Mammalia; Carnivora; Otariidae. Gene Ontology annotation, molecular function: water channel activity; glycerol channel activity; urea transmembrane transporter activity. Gene Ontology annotation, biological process: glycerol transmembrane transport; water transport. Gene Ontology annotation, cellular component: basolateral plasma membrane; plasma membrane.